AUGCGGCAGAAAAGUGCAUCCUCCGCGACUGCACGUCGCUGGCCGACGCCCUCUGUAAGCGCCGUUGCUUGGAAGCGCCAACUCUUCUGUCCCGUCAAGUGUACUGACGCAUCUCGCGGCCCAGCGGCCAAGAACAUCACGGCCACGGCGUGCCACGCCCCCGUUCGCGACCGGUCCGGCCAGUACGUCGCCGUGUCCAUUGCCCUGGGGACAAUCACGGUCCUGCUCGUCGUGACCCGGCUGGUGUUUAAGCAGUUCUUCGCCGCAAACGUGGGCCUCGCUGCCGACGACAAGGUCAUCCUGGUCACGCUGGCCAUCCGCAUCUCGUGCAUCGUCAUCAACGUCCGGGGCCUGGCCGCCCACGGCCUGGGCAAGGACACCUGGACGCUCCCGUCGCACGAGCUGACCUCGUUUGCCGAGUGGCUGUACAUCAUGGAGGUGCUGUACCUCGCCGAGCUGUCCCUCAUCAAGCUCAGCCUGUCGCUCUUCUACGUCCGCAUCUUCCCGGGCAAGACGAUCCGGAGGCUGCUCUGGGCCACCGUCGUCACCAACGCCCUCUACGGCGCGACCUUUGUCGUCACCGCCAUCUUCCAAUGCUCCCCCAUCGACUACUUCUGGACCCAGUACGUCGAGCCGCACGCGACGGGGCGGUGCAUCAACAUCAACGCCUUUGGCUGGGCCAACGCCGCCAUCAGCGUGGCCCUCGACAUUUGGAUGAUUAGCAUCCCGCUGAGCCAGAUCCCCAAGCUCAAGCUGCACUGGACGAAAAAGGUCGGCGUGUCCAUCAUGUUUCUCCUCGGAGCAUUCGUCACCGUCGUUUCCAUCCUGCGCCUGAGCUCGCUCGUCUCGUGGGCAAACUCGACCAACCCGACCUGGGACCAGUGGAACAUUGUAUACUGGUCCACCAUCGAGGUCAAUGUCGGCAUGAUCUGCACAUGCCUCCCGUCCAUUCGCCUCAUCAUGCUGCGAGCCUUCCCCAACAUGACGCGCUCGCAUCCCACCUACGGCACCGAUUCCCUCAGCCACCACACGAGCGGUCAAUCGGGGGUCGAGAGGAGAACCACGACGAGGGACCAUCGUCUGUCCGACUUUGAACAAAGCGUAGGGCACACGUGGACGCGGAUAGAGUCCGAGGCCAAACAGUGA
Metarhizium brunneum ARSEF 3297 is the source of this 1146-nucleotide messenger RNA. NCBI's taxonomy places the organism in Eukaryota, Fungi, Ascomycota, Sordariomycetes, Hypocreales, Clavicipitaceae. The record is from RefSeq and is a predicted model, not a curated record.